Molecule: messenger RNA, 1524 nt
Organism: Xiphophorus hellerii (green swordtail)
Lineage: Eukaryota; Metazoa; Chordata; Actinopteri; Cyprinodontiformes; Poeciliidae
Gene: isca2
Product: iron-sulfur cluster assembly 2
Exons: 4
Coding region: 74-607 (177 amino acids)
Biological process (GO): iron-sulfur cluster assembly
Cellular component (GO): mitochondrion
Molecular function (GO): 4 iron, 4 sulfur cluster binding; 2 iron, 2 sulfur cluster binding; iron ion binding
Source: RefSeq, a predicted model, not a curated record
ACCAAUAGCAGCCCACUCUGCGGGUUGCUGGAUACGUGGGGGAUGUGAAAUUUACCAACGUAUACUAUGGAAGAUGUCUCUGUUUAAAGGAGCAAUGAUAACUGCGUCAAAGUCAAGAAUAUUAAGCCUUGCGAGGGCAUCUACUCUCCUAAACAACCUCGGCGUAAGGCAGGAGCUUUACCGGCUUCCUGAAAGCUCCCAGCCGCUUUACAUAGCGGGGCAGCGGUGCUUCAGCAACGCCUCCAUCCGCAAAGAGAAGUCUGGGGAGCCGAGUCCAUCAGAAGAUAAGGUUCACCUCACAGAGUCAUGUGUGAAGAGGCUAUCAGAAAUCAUGGAGAAGGGCGAGUACCUGAGAAUACACGUGGAGGGAGGAGGUUGCUCUGGAUUCCAGUAUAAGUUUUCUGUAGAUCGCAACAAGAAUGAAGAGGACAGAGUGUUUGAGCAUGGGGGAGUGGGCAUCAUCGUUGACCAGGAGAGUCUGGAGUUUGUGAAGGGAUCCACUGUGGACUUCAGUCAGGAGUUGAUCCGCUCCACCUUCCAGGUCUUGAAGAACCCCCAGGCAGAUCAUGGCUGCUCCUGUGGCAGCUCGUUUUCUGUGAAAGUAUGAUUGAUGCUUCAGCACUGUUUAAUACUUUAGUUCAGUAGUUUAUUAGGUGGAUAUCUAGAACAAAAUGAUCAUUAUAAACCAGGAAAGACUAAAGUUUUUUUCCACAAACAAGAGAUGUGAUAUUAAUGGGUUUGCCAUUAACCUAUUCACUUUUGCAUUACUGCAGAGCUUCAUUCAGAUGUGUCUGUGAAACUAUAGUUUUAGAUUGUAACAUUUUAUUUGUGCUGUCAGAAAGAAAACUUUAACUUAUGGGAAACAAAAAUCAGCAUCUUUUCAAUGGGGACACUGUUUUUCAGACGAGAAGCUGUAUCAUCAUUUAAAACUCAUUUCCUUAUGCAGUUCUGUUGCAAAUGUGCUACUUUGUGUCAGUCAAACAGAAGGUCAGUGGGUAAUGAUGAUGGAAUGUGUUAAAUUCCCCUCAACGGAUCUUACUGUUACAUUACCACUGUGUCUUUCUACCAAAAGGCUACUAGAAUCUUAUCAGAUUUUUGUCGUAAAAUGGUAUAGGAAAGCAAGAGAGGCUCAAGGUCAUUUUCAGGUGCAGACAGAUUAACAGAAAGCUGUUUGUGUGUAAUCUAAGGUGGAUUAUGCACUUUUAGUUUCAUUAGCUUUAACAGCUAAUGCAAACACUACAAGUUCUCCUAAUAAUCUAGUGAGUAAAGGUUUUAGAUAAAUUCUCUUUAAGCAACUCUGAAGCUGAAUGAUUUGCCAACUUUGGUGUUUUUUGUUUGUUUUUGUGAAAAUGAGGCGAAAUGAAUGAGAUGUACUUGUUAUUCAGUGUGCUUUUUGAAGACAUGUACAAGCAACUGAUGUUUUUCAACACAACAAAACUCUUCAGUGUAAAUGAUGUAAAUAAGUUAUAACUAUCAGUUUAAUUUAUGAAGUUUGAGUUGGAAUAAAUGAGUGUACCUAUUAAA